This is a messenger RNA of Cryptotermes secundus, 5197 nucleotides long. RefSeq lists its product as uncharacterized. NCBI's taxonomy places the organism in Eukaryota, Metazoa, Arthropoda, Insecta, Blattodea, Kalotermitidae. Bases 1381 to 1863 code for a protein of 160 amino acids. The transcript is spliced from 4 exons. The record is from RefSeq and is a predicted model, not a curated record.
UGACAGGGUUGAAUUCGACGUCAAGAUGGCUGCGUCGUGAAUAAGGAAAUCUCGCAGACACAGACGCCAGCUAGUGCCCUCACUGAAACGAACAGAAUUUUUCACUUAUUUCAGAACAGUAUUACAACAGUGGGAGGUAUCAGCUUGAAUCACAACAAUGAUCUGGAACUGAAACUGAAACAAUCCCGUGGAUGAAGGACGUGAGAAAUACUUUCCAUUAAAGCAGACAAAGGAACAAGAACUCUUCAUUCUCCGCGCAGAGUGCGGAAAGAUAAAAGCUGAUAAAGGACAAGCGACCUUAUGUAACAAGAGGGACACAAGCCGAAAAACCCAUCUGAGUGCCAACAGUCCCAUACUAUAUAUGUACACCUGCAUCAUGAAUAUUCUGGAAGCCUUAGAGCCUCAGAUUUGUUUUACAUAUCUCAAAUGACUUCCGAAAAUCUAGUGAAUUAUAUAUAAUAAUUUUAGUACUUUUUCUUCAGAAUCGUAUAUUCAUUUUUAUUGGGAAAUACGGAUUUUCUUUCGCUGUUGCGGGAACAAAGAGAGUGAGAGACUAAUCAAAGGACACAUUUCAUUACAACAAUAAAACCACACUUAAGGUUGCAAGAUAUUUAUACAGAAAUUAAGCUUUGAGAAAACUAGCUGAACGCAAUGUUAAUACAAAUAUAACACAGUCAUAUGCAGACACAAAUAAUAUUUCUAAAUAUUAGAAAUUUUGAAAGAAAUUGUAAUUUAUUAAUACAAAUAAAUUUUGGUAAAGAUGCAAAUAUAUUUUCGAAUAAAGCCUUUUGUUCAGAACGCCCGAGAACUCAGUGCUUAGCAGUGUGAUACGUCGGUUAUUUUAUAACUGACAGUCUGUGAAGCUACUUCAUAUUGUUUAGGAAUAAAAGUAAAAAGAUUUUAAAUCUCUAACAGCUAAGUUUCUCUUAAUUAAACCAACGAUAAAAUGAUUUAUAAUAGUAUCUAACCAAAUAAUUUAUUGGAUAUAAAUAAUUUAUUUGUUGCAAAUUAUUAUAACGUUUUCUUGGACACAAAAAUAACCGGCGUGCAAAUAUCUAAGAAAACGCCCUAAGGCAGAUUUACUCCUAGACCUAAUAUGUCAAAGAGAUGAUUACUCAAGAAUAAAUUUCACGAAAUAUAAGACAAAGGAACAUCUGACGUAAGCGUUAGCCACCUCCGGGGUUGUUGACAUAAGAACCAGAACAACUGUCGGCAAAGGAGGACAACUUUGAAGGCCGUGGGGCGCCCAGAAAGAAGCCAAAAUCAGAGAGAAAUCAAAGUUCAGAGAAGAAGCGCUUCUGUUUUAAGAGGAAGACGACCUCGUCGCCGUCUGGCGGCGUUACUGUCGGGAGAGGGGCUGGCGUCACUUGUUUUAGGGUAAUGGAGGAGAAUUCUGGACAGUCCAUCCGGGGGCGACAGGACCCUUCCUUGGAACUGGCGCGGCAGAGAGCAGAGCUUCUGGGCCUGCCCCCUCCGCCGGAACCGAGAGUGGUACAGAACAACACGAUACCAUCUUCACCUCCUCCGUCAUACGAACACGUCCUCGCUGAGACCAGAUUGGCAGCAGCGCAGGCAGAGUCCGCGUGUCACACCCCGGAUGAGGAGCGCAAGGAAAAGAGAACAGAGGUGAAGCGACCGGAAAUACUGCAUAAGUCGAGCAAGGAAUUGUAUCGGGCCGUGGCGGCCCAGUGGGGCAUCACCUGCAAGAUGAGUGACCACUGUCGGUGUCUGGACUGCCAGAGCCGCUACUUCGACUGCGAAUCUGACCAGAACGAUCAAGAAAAGACAGACGGUGGUCUCGGAGCAGGCACGCCGAUGUUCAUCUCAGAAGUGAUGCACGGAACGGCCUGCAAUAUCCUCUGAACUGAGCAGGUUUAAUGCCAAGCCGAUUCACGUGACCCGCCACUCUGUACUUGGAAGUUAUCUGCAGCUUACUCUACGAAUAUGGUAUUCUCCAUAUCUCUGGUGUACAGCUGUUGCAGACACAGACGAUGAAUUUGAAAUUUACCUUGUGUUCAUGAACAAAAGAAUAGGAUUUAUUUAUAUAACCUGCAGUAAAUAUUAUUUGUAAGAACUAAUUCUCUUUUUAUUAAGACAAUUGAAUAGUUUAAAUCAUGGUAUUGUUGGUUAUGACAUCAUGUAAUUUGGUAGGAUAACCAAAAUUUUGGAAGGAAACUUCUGCUUUUAACUUCAGCAUACAUGUCCACCUUCGAGACUACGUGAGUCAUAAGUCAGAUUAGAGAAAUAUAAUGUUCAUGUCAGUGAAAACCUCGGUUUUCCUACAGUUAAAAUACACUGAGUAUGUUUCUUGAAGGAACUGAAUUAAAUUAGAAAGCCGAGACAAUCUGGAAGACAUAAAGAUAAAACUGCAUUUCACUCAAUAUUUUUAUACAGUAACACCAAGAAAAAUUGACAGUUUAUAAUCACUUACUUUUUAAAAUAUUCCAUCUCUUUAUUUCAUAAUUUAACCACUUAUAUCUAUUACGGAAUCUAAGUUGCGUCAUCGUUAGGUAGUGACGUAGGCAUUUACGUCAUCAUUAGAAAGUUACUGUAAUAUUUUGUCAAUAUAAUUUUGUUAAUAAUACCCCAGCCCGCAACUCAAAUAUAUGGGUGCGGACAUUGCCUGUACACAUAACAUAACGCACAUUGGUUCGUAGAGCAGAUGGAUUUCACUAGACAUAACUUGUAUUCUGUGCGUAGUUUAUGAUGCGAAAAUCAGCAUACAGUGCAUAAUGAUCCAACCUUUUGUUUUUCCAGAUAAAAACAAAUUCUUUAGAGUCCAACAUUUCUUAUUUUAAUUAUCACAUAUACUAUUUUAAAAUAUUAGAUACUCGAAUGUUCAUGUAGGAUACGUGAUAUCUGGGGUUUUCAUGACAGUACCUGUUGGGAUGUUACUCCACGUAGUCUGUCAAAUGUUUACGGACGUUUCGGAGAAACGUUAUAAAACAUAUAAAAAGAACUACAUGGAUUAGUAUUCUAAAAGAUCGUGCUCUUCAUGUGUUGAAAGCUUCAGUACUCUGGACGGUACAUUCCAGAAACCCGAUGCCAUUCAGUAAGCUCCAGUCGCGGAAACACAAGAGCCAGAAAAUUACGAUUACGUUUUUAUUUUGUGCGCUAUGAAAUUCCCCUAUUCAUUCACGGGAUGUGGAACUGUUUCGUUUCCUCUGUGAACUGUAAAGUUUGUCUUAAAAUAGUACAUUGCCUUCAUUUCUCUAGUGGGCAGAAAUAAUGGGCAAGAUAUUUGACAUUUAAUGAUUUUGAAGAUACAAUACGAGUUAAGAAGGCCAGUGCCGCGAGCAGAAUCAGAAUGAACAUAUGUUAAUGGAAAUGUUAAAUCAAUGCAUAAAAUCGCAACAUAUAUAUAUAUAUAUGAACACUUGAUUUUGUUCAGGAAGCUACACUCAAAUUUCUAACAACGACAUUAUUUUGAUUGAAACGAAGUUAAGAAGAAUCACUUUUGCCAAAAUAUUACUAAAACCGUAAACUCAAAUAUGAGGAUGAAUGGAACUUAAACUUUGAUAGAGAAUAGAAUUUGGGCUCGGGCUUAACAUUUUUCCGUCAUUAAGAGAGUAACAAAUUUUGUUUACUUUUAACAAUUACUAUGUUUUGACUUCGACUUUCAUAGUUGCGGUUGACUUUUGUUAAUUUUCUUUUAGAAAAUUUAAAGUUCACUUUAUGAAAAACAUGAUUCGUCAGUUCACUCUGUCUUCAGCCACUAAUGACACACUGGCAUGAGGAUUAGUUUGUAAGUGUUUUUCAAUCUUUAUUCUCCGGUUCUAGCCUCAAACCCAAAUUUCUACCGACAUUAAAUAAAUAGAACAGGUUUUAUUUGAUUCAUUUCAUAAUCAUAAAAAUACAUAGAAAGAGAAAUUGUGGAAUGUUCUGCGUUGUCUAAGAUUAUAUUUUACACGAUUCUUGGAGUCCCAUUACAUGGAGAGUGAGUGGUUAUUAUGCAAAAUUGUAGCAUGCAGGAUAAGAAGAAAUGUCAUUGAGAAGAGACAGCAUUUGAACACAGGACUCGGUGAAGUUCCGCUGUUUCUAAGUCAGUUUCCGGCAUUCUACUUCCUAAUUGAAACUGUUACUAACUCUACAACAGAUAUUAAAGUAAGAAUUACAUCUUACACGGGCCUAUCAAAACUUACCGAUAUAAAAAUAUACACUGAAUAAAAAUAUAUUUUCAGAAAUACUUGUCGUGAAUUAUUCAUGAUGUUUUGUGUAUGUUCAUUUAUAUGUCUGCUUGUUGUAUAGCUAAUGCAAUGAGAUGUUGAGUAAAAUGUGCACAAAUUCGUAAAGUGAGUAAUUAACAGUAAUGUUUAAGCAAUGUGAACAAUAUAUUUGUGUGUUAUAGUUAUAAUAGUUUCAUCGCAUAUUGUUACCUUGAGAAAAAUGUAGAUCUUAUUAAUGAUUUCUCGAAACUAAGAAGACAUAAAAGCCAGUUUCAUGUACGUUUUGACCUAUAUUUGCACUCAGUGUCUGACAGAUGGCGAUUAGCGUGUUUCAGCGUGAAGGAAGUGAGAGGGGAAGACGAAUGGACAGACAAAUGAAGGGAUGGGGGAUAAAUGUGGUAGAAUAGAAGGAAGAAGAUUAAACAUAUGCAAGGGGCACAGGGAAGAUGGAAACCAUUUUCCGAAACUAAACUCACGAAUGUAGUAAAAGUCAUGGCGAAAUAAUGGGAUAACUCACGAUUGUUAACAAUUAAGUAUAAUUUCGGUCCCACAUCUUUGCUUGUCGUUAAGAACUUACUUAAAGUACUUUUAAUUCAUAAAAAAUAAAAAAUGGGGAGAUUUAACAUUGAAAUUUCAAGGUCCUUAAUUACAUAAAUGCUGUAGUAAAUAAUGCAUUUGCGAAUAUAACGGUACAGCACAACGUAAAGGAAUAUCGUAACAUUCGUGUCUGUGUUAUUAUUGGAAAGAAGAGGAUGUGUUAUAAAAUUUACUGUAUCAAUUUCCAUGGUUAUGAUCGUACUUGUGAAUUGACUGCUACUUCACAAUGUACUUCUCACUUUCGCGUCCAACAAGAUACAGUGAGAUGGAUGUCUGAUGUGUUUUUCUUUAUAAAAAUGCGGUUAAACUUCACUGUUUAGCGUACUGUCCAAAAAUUUCUUAUGCGUAGGCCCUACAACACAGUUUCAAGGGCCGCGCCAUAGCUCAACCGGUUAGUAGCUGGCUUCCUACCACGCCGGCCCAGGUUCGAUCCC